AAGCCAGACAAACCAGAUGGGAUGUAGGACAGCAGCUCCACGCAGACACAGAGGUACAUCCAGAAGUGCACUGCUGCCUACGAACUCACAAACACAGAGACAACAUGAAAGCUAUCGCAGCCUUCGUGCUGGUGCUGUGCUGCCUGAUCGUCGGUAGUACCGCCUGGACCUGUAGGCAAGGUCCGCGACUGUCUGGCGUUCAGCAGAUUGACGCUGGGAGUGGGCAAGUGGUCGCAAACUCCCGCUACUAUGCCUACUUCCUGAUGGGAACCUCUUGGUACAGAAUGAGCACGCUCCGAUUCAGGCAUGUCACAGUGGGACCUGCAGGACUUUGGGCAAUUGGCACCAAUUACAGGGUCUACAAAUAUGUAGCUGGCAUCUACAAACAAUCCAGUGCUACAACUUUGCGGUCGGUGGAUGCUGGCGGUAAUGAUCAGUUGGUGGGAAUCACUACCUCCUGGUACACCUACUGCCUGAGAAGCACUUAUGCUGAGGCCUACCGUGGACGGGGCAACCUGCGCUGGAAUUCCCUGUCAAGGAGGAUGAGGUACUACUCCUGCAGCCCACGGAAUGGAUGCUGGGGAGUCGACCUGAGUUACCGGGUCUUCCGCACACAGAGAAUAAUCCCAACAAGCUGCGGGACCUAUAACUGGCAAUAUGUGCGAGGGAUGACGAUGAGAAAGGUUGAAAUCGGGACUGACGGAAAUAUUUUUGGACUGUCCCUAAAAGGCAAGGUCUACCAAAGAAUUGGCAGAAGCACACUUGGCACAACUUGGCGCCAAAUCCAGAUGUGCUUGCCAGUCAGGGACGUGAGCUACGACCUGGGCAAGCUUUGGAUGGCUACCACCUCUGGAACGGUCAUGUACUGCACCUAAUCCUGCCUGUGUGGCAGACGCUUAGUGUGCACCAGUUUGUCGUGGAAGAUUUAAUUUAUUCCGGGACAGGAAUGUCUUUAAAUGGUGUUUUGGCUGUCAUCCCUAUCAAGUUCUAUCCUUUCGUACCCAGUUCUCUGGUAUAACUAUUCAUCCAUCUCCUUGUUAUUAGGCUACUACUUAUUUUGGCAACAGUGAAAAAUUAAGGCUGCAAGAAAUAAUUGAUUUGUUGAAGCAAUGUGACCCUUUCUUAAACAUCAAUGCACAAAAACUGAAUCCGACCUAAACAAAUUUUUAUGAAUACAUCUCUUAAGAUGCUGUUAAUUAAGCAAAUUAUUUUUUUAAUUCAAACUUAUUGGACUGUGAAACAUAAACAUUAAAUGAGAAUUAGAAAUGUGAAGUGUAAGAGUAACCUAAUGCAGUAAAGAUAUACCUUUUUAAGAUUCUCAGGCAUGUAUAUGUCUUACUACUACUACUUUCUACUGUUUUCUGUUUAAUAAAGUGAAGUGAAGCAAAUUCA
This is a messenger RNA of Sebastes umbrosus (honeycomb rockfish), 1392 nucleotides long. Its product is annotated as fish-egg lectin-like. Bases 105 to 875 code for a protein of 256 amino acids. The record is from RefSeq and is a predicted model, not a curated record. NCBI's taxonomy places the organism in Eukaryota, Metazoa, Chordata, Actinopteri, Perciformes, Sebastidae. The transcript has 5 exons.